Molecule: messenger RNA, 2001 nt
Organism: Limulus polyphemus (Atlantic horseshoe crab)
Lineage: Eukaryota; Metazoa; Arthropoda; Merostomata; Xiphosura; Limulidae
Exons: 4
Coding region: 243-1067 (274 amino acids)
Source: RefSeq, a predicted model, not a curated record
UUUGUAAGAGGUAAGGAAGAACCGUCUUACUACAUUUUGAUUUUUUUUUUUAUAUAUCUGGAUAAUGCCUCAAUGACUGCUAACCGAUGAAAGUUAAAUACUUUCAUUUAGCUGGGCCCUAGACAUGAAUGUGGACUAGGUAGACCAUAACUUCGUUAUCAAUAAUAGUUAACUUAAUAGUAAUACUGACUCUGAGUGACUGACUACGGUUGGUGACAAAAGUCAUCAUAACUUAAGCGUGUAUGAGGGAAGUGGAUGAUUCUGUGUUGGCAAUGAUUAAUUAUCUAACCCAUAAACUACGAACUCAAUCCCUGAAUGAAAGCGAUCCAUUUCAGUGUAAGCCACAAGAAGACAAUGACAGAGACUCUGGUACAGAAUCUGACGAUGAAGGAGAUGUGGUUGAAGAACUUCAAAAAUACAUGGAAAAUAGGAUGCAUUACAAAGAAAGAAAAGACCAACAUCAAUUUGUGGAAACUCUUGUUGCAGAAACAGGCGAGUGCAAAGACACUAUUUGUGAGUUAAGGCGCGAAUUGUACCAAAUCUCAAAGACGGAGGUGGACAGACCAUUACCAGAGCCCAUCUUUGACUCUGCUUUUCCCCGUGACAGUGACCAUAAUUUGGAACCACAUAGCUCUGAGGAUGAGCUGGGAGUGAUAAACUGUACCAAUAACCUGGUCAGCAGGGGAAGAAGUAGUAGUACCUAUCCUGAGAAAAGAAAGUGGUCACAAGCAAACUGUCCUAGUUUUUUUGAAAACUCUGGCUCAUCUGAUGAUGAAAUACGGGACCUUUUAUGUUUUUCGGCUCCUGUGGAGUUUUGUGCUUCCCCACCUGCAAAUAUACACAAACCAAAUCAAUCUCUGUCUCCUCCCCUCAAAAUUUUGCACUUGACAACUGCCAACAUCCCGGCUCUUGAAUUAUGUUCAUCCUCUAACACCUCUUCAAGGAAGAAACAUCGACAAACUCUGACCAACAGCAAUGGCAGAAGUAACAUUCAUCGUCCAUGUCUGGAUUUUGAGAAGAUGCAACAGAAAUUACACGGAACGGAAGCUUGCCCAGGUGCGAAAUAACGCAGCUAGAGAAUUUAAAAAUCGUGGUUUUACGUGGAACGUCUUCACACAACAAGAGUGAUCGAUUUUUGACGAGUAACUCAAUUAUUGAUUUCUCGUGCACAACACUGUAUUGCUGUUGAGCUGCAGUUUCAAGCUUUUAGCUAAGAAAAGCUGCAUUUAUCCGCAUCUGGUUGUCAUGGUUACCCUCUCCUUCUCUCGUGAAGUAUAUAUUUUAGGGCUUUUAUAUUUGAGAUUUUGUUUCUGCUAUCGACUUUUUGAUCUGUAUUCAGAGGGUUUAUACUCGACUUGGAAAAAAAAGAAUUGUUUUUAAAAGUACAAAAGUUUAUCAACCAAUUGGAUUAUUAAAGUACACGAAUAUAAUAUACAACUAACAUGGAAUUUAUUAAUUGCUAAACAAGCUAAAUCUGUACGCAUAUCUUCGAAGUAGAAAUUGAAACCGGCGUGCACAAAUUAUUUGUUUUUAGCUUUAAAUACACAAUAUGUACUAGUUUCGGUGUGAAUUUAUCGGUUUGUCCUGAUUGUUAAUCGUACUAAAAGUUAAUUGCAUUAAUCGAUUUCUAGAUAUCAAACCUAGCUAAGCCAAAGGGAACUACUUUUUUUCUUUAAUUGAUGUUCGUGUGUCGUGUGGCUUUAAUUAGAUGGAUCAUGUAAAAUGAAAAUCACGACGUUGAGGUAUUUUGCGUUUGCGUUAUCAAGUACACCCUAGAUCGUGAGACCGAUACAAAUAUAUUUGAAAAUAGAAAAGGCAGGACACCGAAACUCAAUACUGAUGUUAAGUAUCUUCGUUUAUGUAGCCUUCGGGACAGAAGGAAGACUGCCACUCAAGCAUGAGAUAAACAACCAUGUAGACGAAAGCCGUAAGACUUUCGAAACGUCGUCCUCUACAUUUGUUCGUUUCUACAACAGGCAGUUGCUGUACAUUUGAAACUUA